Molecule: messenger RNA, 909 nt
Organism: Panicum hallii
Lineage: Eukaryota; Viridiplantae; Streptophyta; Magnoliopsida; Poales; Poaceae
Product: probable E3 ubiquitin-protein ligase ATL45
Exons: 1
Coding region: 202-909 (235 amino acids)
Source: RefSeq, a predicted model, not a curated record
AGUGUGAACCUUCUCUUUCUGUUCAAAAUGGCCUCUCGUAGGUUUACACACACACACACACUUCGUCGAUCUCAGUCCGCCACAGGCCUCACCUUCAGGUUCCCGUCCAGGGAAACUCGAUCUGAGUGUCAGAGUCUGCGUGAGAUCACCUCAGUCGCCGGCGCCACCUAGCCCUCGACAGAAUCCCGACGGGGGCAUUACAUGCACCGCGCACACAUGCUGAGCGUGAGCGUGCAGCGGUCGAGGCUGCCGGCGGCGGGCCGCGCGGCGCCCGACGAUGACGACGUCCGCGUCUGCUCCGUGAUCCUGGCCUCCGUGGUGUCGCUGAUGCUCCUCUGCGGGGUCCUCUCCGUGCUCCCGAGCCCCGGUGCGAUCGCCGCCACCAAGGCCUACGUCGUCCUCGGCCUGUCCGCGAUCAUGCUCGUGCUCAUGCUCCUCGCCUGGCUCGUCGCGCCGGGGAUCCGAGCCCUCACCGCGCCGCGGGCUCCGGCCCCGGCAGCUCCGGCGCCCGCGGCCCCCGUGCCCGUGCGCCUGGCACGGCGCCUCUGCGCGUGCGGGCUGGCGGACGCGGCGGGGGUCGUCGCCGCGCUGCCGGCGUUCCCGUACGGCGGCCCCCCCGCCGCCGUGGCGGACGACGAAGAGGCAUCGGCGUCGCCGCGGCGCCAGAGGAGCGGCGUGCUGUGCGCGGUGUGCCUGGAGGACGUGCUCGCCGGGGAGAUGGUGCGGCAGCUGCCCGCGUGCAGGCACCUCUUCCACGUGGGCUGCGUCGACGUGUGGCUCCGCGCGCACCGGACCUGCCCGCUCUGCCGCUGCGAGCUCCCGCCGAGGAAGGCCGCCGCCGCCGCCGCUGGUGCGACGGCGGCCGCGCCCGUCGUCGCGGCGGGAGCGCUGCCGCUGCCGCCUGUUUGA